Solea senegalensis (Senegalese sole) is the source of this 3197-nucleotide messenger RNA. RefSeq names its product DnaJ (Hsp40) homolog, subfamily C, member 5 gamma a (gene dnajc5ga). Bases 192 to 860 code for a protein of 222 amino acids. The record is from RefSeq and is a predicted model, not a curated record. NCBI's taxonomy places the organism in Eukaryota, Metazoa, Chordata, Actinopteri, Pleuronectiformes, Soleidae. The transcript is spliced from 7 exons.
GGAGGCAAGCGGCAGCAGCACAAGCUAAUCAGUACCGGCGGCCGCCGCGGACUAACGUUGUUCCGUACCUGGGCUGAAUAACCGUGUUUGGACCCUUUAACUGGGAGUAGAGACGUUAACUCGGAUGCCUCUAUGAUCCAGCUAACCUCCCGGCGACACACACAGCGUUCAGUUUGUACAAGAGGUGAGCCAUGGCUGAACCGAACGCCUCCCGUCCCCAGAGGAAGAUGUCCACAGCGGGGGAGAGUGUGUACAAGGUGCUAGGGCUGGAGAAAGGAGCAACUGCUGAGGACAUUAAGAAAGCCUACAGAAAACUCGCGCUGAAGUAUCACCCGGACAAGAACCCAGACAACCCAGAGGCGGCGGAGAAGUUUAAGGAGAUUAACAACGCUAACUCUAUCUUAAACGAUGAGACCAAGAGGAAGAUUUACGAUGAGUACGGCUCCAUGGGCCUGUACGUGUCCGAGCAGUUUGGAGAGGAGAGCGUCAAAUACUACUUCCUCAUGUCCAAGUGGUGGUUCAAGGGUCUGGUCCUGUGCUGUACACUGUUCACCUGCUGCUGCUGUUGCUGCUGCUGCUGUUUCUGCUGCGGCAAGUGCAAACCGCCUGACGAUGACGAGAGCUACCAGUACGUCGACCCCGAGGACCUGGAGGCUCAGAUCAAGGCGGAGCAGGACGGAGGUAACACAGUAAUCAUAGGCCAGCCCACGUCUAACAUGGGUCCACAAAGUCCCGACGCCCAGAGUGCACCCAUUCCCCUGCCGAUGCCCAUGCCUCCGCCUCCACAGGGGGGGCCGCAGUCGCCGACCAGUCCAGCGGGGGAAGAAAACCCCGGAGAGACUUUACCAGAGUCGAAAUGACUCGAAAGUGAUGAUGUGGAGGAGCCUCAGCGAGCAGAAGCUGACAGCCUUUUGAGCCUCUUUUAUGACCCUGCCACAUCCAACUGCAGCCAGAGAUCCAGAAAAACCCAGAGAUCCACCAGCAGCCAGUCGAGCCCUCGCCUGAGUCCUCGUCCCUCUUUACCGGCUCCAUCUCAUCUCCCCCUCCCCUCACUGGACAUCACCUGCGAGGUGGACGCUCUCAGCCCCCAUGGAACUUAAAAAAUGGAGGCGUGUUUGUGUAAAUUAAACCACAAAGCUGUGAGAGCCUCAUUGAAAUCUUCACACACCCUCGCUGCUCGCUUCCAGUCGCAAGGACGUGACUCUGGAGUCAGUGCAGGUUUCCAGGACUCGCGUUGGAGGCGCUUUAUAAUUAUAAUAAUAAUAAUAAUAAUAAUCCCAUUUCAACCAGUAAGGAUGUGACUGACACUGGGGCGCCGCGAUUACGAAUAACAUGAUUUAUCCAUAAUCCAGAACUGGAAUUCAAUUUCUUACCUGGCCCAUUUUUGUUUUUACAUUUCUUCCAUUUUAACUUAUUUUUUUUGCAAACGAAAGCCACUUUGUUUGGUGUUAAACUUACUCUGAAAGAAUCCCAAGCAAAACGUUAGCGGGCAACAGCAGCAGAACAGCAAACGCACGCCGAGGCUUUUCUUCUUCUUUUAAAGGAGCGGCUAAAUGGCGCUCGCUCUCCAUCGUUCUGGAAAAAUAAAAAAAUCUUCGGUCGACACAAGCGGAGCCGACCUCUGAACCGAGUCACUGCUACAUUUCAUACGACGACGCGGUCUGAAGGUGAGAAGAGACGCGGCCUGACGUUCACGGAUAAUGUCUGAGCCGGACUCUGGAGACUCUGGAGAUUCCCGGUGUCGAUCAGGAGGCGGAGACUUGACUCUCGUCCGAGUGCAUGUGUUUUUUUUGUUUUUUUUUUUUUGUCUGAAUGCAUGCCCAAUCCCGUACACUGUACAGCACUGGAAUACGCACCCACAACACAUGGAGGAACCUGCUCUGAGUUGAACCCGUAACUCAGUGAACCAGCUAACAUGUCGUCAUGUGCCACCCCCCCACCCCUCCGACUAGAAGGAUACUGUAAUCUGUAUUUAAGAUGCCAUACAGUGGAACAUAAUUUAGAGAUGUUCCGAUACCAUUUUUUUUUUUUACCAGAGAUGAGCCAAACCAAGUGCGAUAUUUCUCCAUAAUCACCAGAAAAUUUAAAUAUCUUAAAUCCGACGUCAUCAAAAACCUCAAAUAUCACCCAGUUAACUAAUAACAUGGUGUAAAUAAGUAAAUAAAAGGCAGCAACAACAUUUUAACAUCACAUUAAUGUUGUGUUCACUGGUAAUGUCUUCUGUAUUGAAGCUACUUAUUUUUAAAUGUUUUUUUUUUAGCCAAUACUAAAAAAAACCCAGAAGAUUUCCUUUUUUAAAUGAUUACGUAAUCAAUUGCUAUUGAUGACACUAGUGCCACCUUUUGAAACGGAAGUCAGCAAUACAAUACAUGUGCGGGACCUUCCAGUGUGAAAUUUUGCCAAAUUGCAAAUGUUUUAGCUAGCUCUGGCUAACGCUACCAGAAAUCACCACCUAUGGAAUUCUAAAAACUGUACUUUUCCAAUGGCAGUGGCUCAUUCCACGCUACCAGAAAUCACCUCGUCUGUGGAAUUCAAUAACCUCCCCAUUUUCCUUGGGCAGUGUAGCUCAACAGCUACCAGAAAGUACUGUGGUUUUUUAGGCUCAUGUGAAGAACUACGGCUAAUUCUACUCUUGCAGAAAUCACCUCCUCUUCACAAUUCUAAAACGCGUACUUUCCAGUUGUAGUGUACCCCAACUGCCACUGGAAAGUUGUGGGUGUUUUUUUUAGGAGCGCUUACAGCAUUAUCCAGAGCUAGCUAAAAUAUUGCCCAAUGGUGAAUAAUAUUUAGCUUGCUCUGGCUAAUGCUACGUUCUUUUAAAUCACUUUUUUUUUUAAGAAUCUCAAAGAGGAAGUUAACUCUUGACACGUAACAUUAGCCACAUUUUUGUUAGCUCUGGCUAAUGCUACACCACAAGUAGUCACUUUUAAGAGCAGUCCUUUCAAUGGCAGAACACUAUGUAGCAUUAGCAUCACCUCUGUAAUGUUGGAUUCUCUCACGGAGCCAUUUCUUUUCUACCAAAAUUGUUAUCUGAACAUCUCUAUUAAAGGUUUGAUUUUAUUUGUCAGAUAUAAAUAGUUUUGCUGCUUUUUUUGUUACAGAUUUACGUUGUAGACCAAAGCUAACGGCUCCAUGUAGCUAAACCAGGUCAGGGCCUCUCUCUCUCUCUCUCUCUCUCUCUCUCUCUCUCUCUCUCU